AUGGUUACUCUGAGGAGCAAGAGAGCCUCGCUGGAUUGGAGAGUCUCCAUUUUUCUUUUCUGCCUUGUUGCUGCGGUUAGCGGACAAAUACGUUAUUCUAUACCAGAGGAGAUGAGGAAAGGGCUGUUUGUCGGAGACGUUGCAAAAGACCUGGGCUUGGAUGUGAAAAGGUUGGUUUCUGGUCGGGCUCGACUUGUUAUAGAUGAUGAUAACCAAUAUGUCGCGCUGAACCAGAACAAAGGGCAUAUUGUUGUGAAUGAAAGAAUCGACAGAGAAAAAUUAUGCGCCAAAAAAUCACCGUGUAGCUUUAGUCUAGAAAUUGUACUCGAAGAUCCACUUGAAUUGUUUUCCAUUACUAUCGAAAUACAAGACGUAAACGAUCAUGCUCCGGCGUUUCCCAAAAAGGAGAUUAAUUUGGAAAUAAGCGAAUCGACGCCUACAGGGACUGUAUUCUUGCUCGAUAGCGCAGCUGAUCCAGAUGUAGGAAUAAACUCGCUGCAAAGUUACUCUUUAAAGGAAAAUCGUCAUUUUGUUCUCAAACAGCACAGUCGGGCAGACGGCAGCAAAUAUGCUGAAAUGAUGCUUCAGAGUGGUUUGGACCGCGAGAAGCAAAGCGAGCACACCCUUAUAUUAACAGCUGUAGAUGGUGGGGAACCGCAGAGAUCUGGGACAGUAAAGAUACAUGUAUCUGUUCUGGACGCCAACGACAACGCGCCUGUUUUUACGCAGUCAGUAUACAAAGCAUCCGUUUUGGAAAAUGUUUUGCGAGGCACAGUCAUUGCUAGAGUCACUGCAGUAGACGCGGAUCAAGGUUAUAAUGGUAACGUUACAUAUUCUUUCACGCACUUAGAGGAGGAUUCAUCCUGUCCUUUUGAAAUAAAUUCGUAUACAGGAGAGGUUAAACUCACAGGUGACAUAGAUUACGAGACUUUUCCAAAUUACGAAAUAAACCUUCAAGCCAAAGAUCCAUGGGGUGUAGCCGGCGCCAGCAAAUUAAUAAUCGAGAUAGCAGAUGUGAAUGACAACAGUCCAGUAAUCACAAUGGCUUCAUAUUCGGGGAAAAUUUCAGAGGAUUCAACUCCCGGUACAGCUGUGGCGUUGAUUAGUGUCCAAGACAAAGAUUCCGGUAAAAAUGGACAGGUUCAGUUAAAUAUAGAUGAAAAUCUUCCUUUCAAAAUUAAAUCGUCUCGCCGAAAUUACUACACAUUAGUCACGGAGCAAAAUCUCGAUCGAGAAAAGCGUUCCAAAUACAACAUCACUCUCACUGCCACAGAUGAGGGCUUUCCUGCCCUAUCAAGCAGAAAAACUGUCGUUUUAGACGUUACUGAUAUCAAUGACAACGCUCCAGCUUUCAACCGAAGUGUUUACAGCACUCAAGUAAUGGAAAACAAUUCUCCAGGUGUCGCUCUCUUACAGAUUCACGCAACUGAUCCAGAUCAGGGCCAGAAUGCACGAAUAUCAUAUUUUCUUAUUGACGGAGAAAUUAAUGGAAAUCCAGCCUCCGCAUAUUUCUCCAUUAAUACGGAGAGUGGAGUCAUCCAGUGUUUGCGUUCACUUGACUAUGAACAAGUCAAAGAGUACAAAAUACGAGUGAAAGCGCAGGAUGGAGGAUCACCACCUCUAAGUAGUAACACAACAGUCAUUGUAAGUGUCCAGGACCAGAACGACAACCCUCCUCAGGUGCUGUACCCAGUCCAGACUGGUGGCUCUGUGGUGGCUGAGAUGGUGCCUCGUUCAGCAGAUGUGGGCUAUCUGGUGACUAAAGUGGUGGCUGUUGAUGUGGACUCUGGACAGAAUGCCUGGCUCUUCUAUAAACUGCAGAAAGCCACAGACAGGGCGCUGUUUGAAGUGGGCUUACAGAAUGGAGAAAUCAGAACUAUCCGUCAAGUGACUGAUAAAGAUGCUGUG
This is a messenger RNA of Plectropomus leopardus (leopard coralgrouper), 1908 nucleotides long. Lineage: Eukaryota; Metazoa; Chordata; Actinopteri; Perciformes; Serranidae. The record is from RefSeq and is a predicted model, not a curated record.